Messenger RNA from Vicia villosa (hairy vetch), 1119 nucleotides. RefSeq lists its product as uncharacterized. The transcript has a single exon. NCBI's taxonomy places the organism in Eukaryota, Viridiplantae, Streptophyta, Magnoliopsida, Fabales, Fabaceae. The record is from RefSeq and is a predicted model, not a curated record. Bases 1 to 1119 code for a protein of 372 amino acids.
AUGAAAGGGAGUUACUUUGACAAUUAUAGUGCUCAUCCCAAUGGUAGAAUCUGGAUUUGUUGGGAUACAAGUAAAGUUGAUUUGAAGUUGAUGAAUUGUUCUAGCCAGCAUAUCCACUGUGGAGUUCAUGCUUUAAAUGGUGAUUUCUUGUUUUGGCUGACUGGGAUCUAUGCUCAUAACCAGCUUGACUUAAGGAAAAGACUGUGGAAGAACAUUUUAGGUAUCUACUCUAAGCAAACUGGCCCCUGGUGUGUUAUUGGAGACUUCAACAAUGUUUUAGGUGCCCAAGACAGGAUUGGAGGGAAACUGGUUCAUGGUAAUGAGUACAUUGACCUUGAGCAAAUGAUGCAGGAUACGCAAUUAUCAGAAAUGGAUAGUGUGGGGGAUUACUUCACUUGGUCUAAUAAGCAGGUGGCAGGUACUAUCUACUCUCGGAUAGAUAGGGCCAUUUGUAAUGUAGAAUGGUUCUUGAAAUAUAACAACCAUAGUUUAAACAUUCUGCCUCCCAAUCUAUCCGACCAUGCUUUACUAUACAUUAAAGGCCCUCAAGAGAUGCAGCGCAAUAAUUGUUUCAAGUUCAACAACUACCUUUUGGAGAUUGUAGGAUUUCAGGAUAUGGCUAAAAAAUCCUGGGAGAAGGCUGUUAAAGGAAACCCUAUGCAGGCCCUUUGGAAGAAACUUAAGAGACUAAAGUAUGUUGUGAAAGAGUUUAGUAAAACUGCUGGGAAUAUGCAAACUAAGAUUAAUGAAACUAGGAACAAGCUCCACGAUGCUCAUAUUUCCCUUAUGCUUAAUAGGAAUGAUGGUUGUUUGCUUGAGAGUAUUAAAGGUUUGUCAGCAGAUUUAAUCAAAUAUCAUGAGUAUGAGGUAGCUAGACUGGCUCAAAGGACUAAAAUCAAUUGGAUCAGGGGAGGUGAUGAAAAUUCCAAGUUCUUUUUUGCUUAUCUUAAAGCCAGGCAGAACAAGAAUAGCAUCAACUUUCUUCAACUUGAGAAUGGUGACAUUAUUGAGGAUCAGAAGGGCAUUGAGAGAGAAGUGAUGAGAUUUUAUGGCAGCCUUAUGGGUGACUGUUCUAUGAAUAUUAAGCACAUUGAUGUAGAAGCUAUGAGAGAGGGCUAG